CGGAAGUGGUUUCUUCCCUAGUGGAUCCGGGUGGAUGCGCGCAGGUGGUCGCGGGGGUUCCAGUGCUUCAGCGUGAAGCGCAGCAGGUGUUCGGUUGGGUCCGAGGCAGCAGGUUGUGGAGUUAGUGAUGUGCUUUCCUGGACAGCAGAAAAAUUGAAGAUGUUUCAACAGCACUUAGUGGCUUUAACAGUGACCACCCUUCUUGGCAUGGUUGUGGGGGGCUUUGUCCUGUGGAAAGGCAUCCAGCACCGAAGGAGGAGGAAAGCCAGCCAUGCUACUCAGCAGCGGAAAAUGCCCUGCAGGAGGGAGCUGCCCGCUCCAGAAGAGGGCCAGCUGCACUCUAGUGGCCCCAUAGCCUCCUGGAAGCAGAGGAUCCUGGAAGCAAAGGUGGUGACUGUGUCUCAGGAGGCAGAGUGGGACCAAAUUGAGCCCUUGCUUAGGAGUGAGUUAGAAGAUUUUCCAGUACUUGGAAUGGACUGUGAGUGGGUGAAUUUGGAAGGCAAAGCCAGUCCUCUGUCACUCCUACAAGUGGCUGCUCCAAGUGGCUUCUGUGUCUUGGUUCGCUUGCCCAAGUUGACUUGUGGAGGAAAAACACUACCAAAAACAUUAUUGGACAUUUUGGCAGAUGGCACUAUUUUAAAAGUUGGAGUAGGAUGCUCAGAAGAUGCCAGCAAGCUUCUGCAGGAUUAUAGCCUUGUUGUUAGGGGAUACCUGGACCUCCGUUAUUUAGCCAUGAGGCAGAGAAACAAUUUGCUCUGUAAUGGACUUAGCCUGAAAUCACUCUCUGAGACUGUUUUGAACUUUCCCCUUGACAAGUCCCUUCUACUCCGUUGCAGCAACUGGGAUGCUGAGAAUCUUACUGAUGAACAGGUAAUUUAUGCUGCCAGAGAUGCGCAGAUUUCAGUGGCUCUCUUUCUCCAUCUUCUUGGAUACCCUUUCUCUAGGAAUUCAACUCUAGAAGAAAACAGUGACCACAUUGGCUGGAGGAAAGUGUUGGAGAAAUGCCAGGGUAUAGUUGACAUCCCAUUCCGAAGCAAAGGAAUUAGUAGAUUGGGAGAAGAGGAUAAAGGGGAAGCCACAGAAUCUCAGCAAAAGUCAAGAAAUAAGAAGUCUAAGAAUGAUGGAAUGUUGCCAGGCAGCCACCAAGGGAGAGACCCCAGAAAACAUAAAAGAAAGCCACUGGGAGUGGGCUAUUCUGCCAGAAAAUCACCCCUCUAUGACAACUGCUUUCUCCAGGCUCCUGACGGACAGCCCCUUUGCACUUGUGAUCGAAGAAAGGCUCAGUGGUAUCUGGACAAAGGGAUUGGAGAGCUGGUGAGUGAAGAGCCCUUUGUGGUCAAGCUACAUUUUGAACCUGCCGGAAGACCCGAAUCCCCAGGAGACUAUUAUUUAAUGGUAAAAGAGAACCUGUGUGUAGUGUGUGGCAAGAAAGACUCCUAUAUUCGGAAGAACGUGAUUCCACAUGAAUACCGGAAGCACUUCCCCAUCGAGAUGAAGGACCAUAACUCCCACGAUGUGCUGCUGCUCUGCACUUCCUGCCAUGCCAUCUCUAACUACUAUGACAACCAUUUGAAGCAGCAGUUGGCCAAGGAAUUCCAGGCACCCAUUGGCUCUGAGGAGGGCUUGCGCCUCUUGGAAGAUCCUGAGCGCAGGCAGGUGCGUUCUGGGGCGAGGGCCCUGCUCACUGCUGAGAGCCUGCCUGCUGAUCGAAAGGAGGAGCUGCUGCGCGCGCUCAAGGAGUUUUAUAGCACCGACACAGUCACAGAUGAGAUGCUUCGGGAGGCUGCCAGCCUGGAGAUCAGGAUCUCCAACGAAAGCUACACUCCUCACGGGCUCAAGGUGGUGCGGUGCCACACGCAGGGCGGGCUGCGCUCCCUCAUGCAGCUGGAGAGCCGCUGGCGCCAGCACUUCCUGGACUCCAUGCAGCCCCAGCACCUGCCGCAGCAGUGGUCAGUGGACCACAACCAUCAGAAGCUGCUCCGGAAAUACGGGGAAGACCUUCCCAUCAAGCUGUCAUGACCGCAGCUUCCCUCCCAGGGUAGGACAGCUGGGAAGCUGUAGCCACGAUUAAACAUCUCUUCUCCAUUAAGUCAUCUUGUACAUGGGCAACGCCUGGGUGGCAAGUGUCCACGUACUAACCCACACUGAUCCAAGAUUCUUCUGAUGGAGCAAGGCUAUUACUGGUUUGAAGGCAGCGUAUGGUUUUGAGUUUUAUUUGGACAAGGUGAGAAUUCUUUUCCCUCCCUCCCUCUUAAAUUUUACGACAAGGGGAAACUUGUCACUUGCUUUCCCUGAACAGACAACAAAUGAAGGAUUCUUCCUGAGUUGGUUGGUGUUAAGGGGAGCAGUCAAGCAUCUCAAUCCCUUCAAGCUCAGGAGGGGAAAAAAUGCCUGCCCGAGGUUGGCGAGGUCAUUAAUCCUCCCGGGUCAGCCAGCUAACUAUAAAUUCUUUGUCUUAUGGCUCCAUCACAACUCACCUAGUUGGGAUCCUUCCCACCUAGGUCACUUCAGGGUAACGCUCUCCUUUACAGGUCCGCGACCAAAGCAACAGCUUCCUGCCACAUGUUUGCACCCUGAAGUCCUAACGGGGCGCUUUUCUGGAAAUAGACCUCUGGCCUGGGUGGGGCAGAGAAAGCCUGUAAGCUCCAUCUUCCAAAAUAAUGUUGAUAAUUUGCUCAGCUUCUCCUUUCAUGCUGUGUGCUGCCUUCUUGCUGGGGCCCUCCUGCCCACAACUGUGAGGCUUUUAGCUUAAGUCCUUCCAAGAGGAAGAUUUCCUUUUCUCAGAUCAGUAUCAGGUCCCUGCAGUGUUCUGUGCUCCACCAGAGUGGCAGUACUGACCUGUGUGAAGCAAGGAAUUCUUUCCCAGAGUCAUUUGGCCAGAUGCGGUGUGAGGAUUUUCCUCAUGCCUAGGACACUGAGACUAACUAGCACAUUGAGAUGUUCCAAGCAGUGCUGUCCUACCUUUCAAAAGGGGCCAAGUGUAAAAGCAACUAAUUACUGACUUGUAUUUUUUCUAAAGUACUUGGAAAACUUUCUACUUUUCAAGAUCUUAACAAGUUUAAAGAAUUUUAUGGCCAGACUCCAGCAAGAGCUCUGUUUUGGAAUUGUGCCCAAGUUGGUGACAGUUGGUCUAACACUGACAGAACUUCUAAGCACAAAAUUCACGAACUGUAAAUGUAAAAAUUUUUUCUUCAUAAUUUAAUCAAAUCAACAGAUAUUCCCAGGGAAGAGAUACCUACCCGACAGGCCCCUGCAUUGUGGCAGUACAGUGUGUAUGCUGGCUGUACCACACACACAACUUAACCUUGGCCUCCACAUGAGCCCCCCACCGCCUCCACAUGAGCCCCUCCACCACCACAUACAUCAUGAUCUGCAUUUUAUUCCCAUGCCCCUUCCAUCCCACUUUCCUUCAUUCGGGCACCCUUGGGACCUAAACUAGAAACCCCUGAAAACAAAUUGUACCAGCCCCUUGUGUGUGUGUGUGUGUGUGUGUGUGUGUGUGUGUGUGUGUAUUGGGAGUGUGGGGGUCGUCGGGGCCUAUUCCCUGUAUCUGCCUGGUGGGAGCCGUGCAGGGAGCUGGGGGUGGAGAAGCCAGGAGCUGUAUGCGUGGGCGUGGUAAUAGUCAAAGUCGCCACAAGGUGGCGCUCAGAUUCCGGUAUAUAUUCAUUCUCGAAAAAUAUGGGUUAUUUAUACGUGGUUACUGAAAAUAACUAAUGCUUUGUGUUUCAACAUUUGCUUAGUUAACUUUGAGUCAUUUGUGUUAGCAUUACAAGAAACACUUCUAAAACAAAAGAUAAGGGCUCCUUCUCUUUCUCUGUAAUCCUCAUUCCAAGAGACGCAGCUGGUGGCUGUUGGAGGAGUCUGUGCUUGAGUAGAGCCUCCUGCAAAGCCCAGCGGCAAAGCCAGCAGGCAGGCUUGAAAAAGCUGGAGUGUGUUGCUCUGGGUUUCUCUUCUUUUUCAGAAGAGAGUUACAGUAUAGAUUUUGAAUCUUUUUGUUCUGAGUCAGCCUUAGAAUUGAGCGGCUUUUCCCUAAGAUUGACAAUUGCUAUCUCAAAUGAAUUAUGUUAUUUUAUAACAGUACUGUUAUAAAAUAAAUGUUUUUUCUGAUAUAAAAGUAAUUAUGAUUAUUAGAAAUGAGUCUAAAGAAAGAAUGAAAAUCAUGUGUCUUCCCUCUUUAAAACAGAGCUAAACCUUUGCUGACAUGUUUAUGAAUUUCUGUUCGGUAUUUAAAAGUGUAUGUAAUACAUAUAAUAGUUAAACAAAAUUGGGAGUCAUCCGUAUAUACUUCUUGAUUUUCCCCCUCUUAUUUAACAUGGUAUCACAAUUUCCUUGCAGUGCUGUGUCUUAACCCUGGUGCCACCAGAGAGGGCCAUAAUAGAAAAAGAUUUUAAUUAAGAAUUAUAUUUUUAUUUUAGAGUAAAAGUUACAGACAGAUUUGACAGAUUUUUUUUUUUCUGAUUGGCGAGCAGUUAGUGCUUUGGCAUUAUAGAGUGAACAUGUUUGCAUAGUACCACAUUCAGGGAUUUUAGCCUCUUAAAUGUGCAGCCAUAGUGACUUACUCUUAUCCAUGGCAUGGAUGAAGAUCAGAAUGGGAAAAAAGGUGUCAUGCUGAAAGAGACAUUUCAUUCCUCAUUUUAGACUUUUCGGAACCUGUUGGCAAAGAGCAUUCGCCCCACUCCUAGCCUUCCUCGGACUUUGGUCCCCAACAUCUGACUAACUUCUUGAUUCACCUUCUUUCUCAGAGUUUUCAUUUAUUCAUUUGUCCUUCUGUUUUUCCCCCUCAUUCUGUCUCAGCUUCAUAAGAGUAGCACUUUUUUCUUUUAAAAGAGGCAAUUUCUUGAUUUGCUAGUAUACUCAGCAUGUAUUCUUUCUAGUCUUUUGUCUUUUCUAUGGUUGUAAUGGCCACUUUUAAUAGUGACAAUCAUUUUUUCUUGGAUGAGAAAAGCUAAAAGAGUGUAUGAGUCUUAUUAUGAUUAACUUUUGAUUCAAAUAAUAAAAUAAAUACAUAAUUCCCCAAAUACUUCUGUUUUGUAUUUCAGCUAUACUUUUUAGAUCUUUCUCAAGUUGCCUCUUUGUGCCGUAACCUAAUAUUGUCUACUUGUUCCCAGUGCUGGAACAGUUUUGCAUCAGGUGAUGAAGCAGGGCUGACACACAGCCAAACAGCCCCCUUGUUCAGAAGUGCCUCCCCGCCAGCCUGCUACGAGGUGUCGCCACUCCCUGCACUGGAGGCACCAAGGCCCUUGCACACAUGCCUCCCCGUUACUCGGGACGGUAGGACCAAAUCACCAGGCGGCUUUAUUAUAAGCCUGAUGUGUGAUCCAAAGUAGUCUUGAGCUGCAGAGGCUACUCAUUUUCUGUUCCUGCUUCCUGAAGUCCGCCCUCCUCGGGCAGCAACACACUUGAGCAAAGCUGGGAUUCUGAGUACUCAGGGCACCAGGGUGUCCACUAAGUCCUGGAUAAGAAUCAGAAAUUUGAACUUCAUAAGCUAGGAGGACUGAAAAGAAGUGCGAGAUUGAGACACGGUAGUUUUAAAAGAGGUAUGUUUGUUUAGCUGGUGGUGGUGAUGGGGGUGUAGUGUCCAUGGACUUAACUUUAUCUUUUGCUUUAGUUUUAUCAUGGUUGGAGGAUCAGAGGAGUGGGCUGGUGACUUGGAUUCUAGUUCUGGCCAGUUACUUUUUUUCUGGGCUCCUUUCUGAGCCUGUAAAAUUAGCAGAUUGAGGCCCUCCCUGGUGGCGCAGCGGGUUAAAGCACAGCACUGAGAAUCUAAAGCCACUUCUGCGUGAGUUCAA
Condylura cristata (star-nosed mole) is the source of this 5789-nucleotide messenger RNA. It is a transcript of the gene EXD2, whose product is annotated as exonuclease 3'-5' domain containing 2. Gene Ontology annotation, biological process: nucleobase-containing compound metabolic process. NCBI's taxonomy places the organism in Eukaryota, Metazoa, Chordata, Mammalia, Eulipotyphla, Talpidae. Gene Ontology annotation, cellular component: cytoplasm; nucleus. Bases 160 to 2019 code for a protein of 619 amino acids. The record is from RefSeq and is a predicted model, not a curated record. The transcript has 9 exons. Gene Ontology annotation, molecular function: 3'-5' exonuclease activity; nucleic acid binding.